Arabis nemorensis is the source of this 189-nucleotide messenger RNA. NCBI's taxonomy places the organism in Eukaryota, Viridiplantae, Streptophyta, Magnoliopsida, Brassicales, Brassicaceae. The record is from the annotation of a GenBank genome assembly.
AUGACAGAUGCGGAGGGGAAGAAAACACUGGCUAGGAAGGAGUUAGGGAUUAUGACUUAUGAGGAGGAGCUCGAUCCGGUGGAUCCGGCGGCUCCGGCAGAGGAGGGAGGUUCUGCAAUACUCCGGAUGUCAUCACCGGGAGGAAGGGGAAGGAGCAGAUUCGAUUUGCGAGACACACCGGAUCUGUAG